AUGCCCGUUACAGUGGACAGCCAUCAGAUUUUAGACAAACUGGAUCUCGUGAAAGAAAGACACAGCAACCAACAAAUUCCCGCAGUUCCACGAAAACCACCCCGAAAACUUACAGAAAGCGUCUUCAAACAACAGAACGUUAUAACCCAUCCAAGAAAACUACUUCAUCAAACCGUACGAGACGGCAAUGACAAUCCUUUUCAAGGGGGAUGCUUUUCAGAUUACGUCGAAUUCUGGGAAGAGAUGAAAGCUCCACAAAAUAUACUAAAUACAAACUACCCUUCGUCAAACGCCUACCAUUAA
Messenger RNA from Acanthoscelides obtectus, 303 nucleotides. The record is from the annotation of a GenBank genome assembly. Lineage: Eukaryota; Metazoa; Arthropoda; Insecta; Coleoptera; Chrysomelidae.